Messenger RNA from Hemibagrus wyckioides, 4765 nucleotides. It is a transcript of the gene rnf34b, whose product is annotated as ring finger protein 34b. Bases 128 to 1327 code for a protein of 399 amino acids. Lineage: Eukaryota; Metazoa; Chordata; Actinopteri; Siluriformes; Bagridae. Gene Ontology annotation, biological process: protein K48-linked ubiquitination; negative regulation of extrinsic apoptotic signaling pathway via death domain receptors; proteasome-mediated ubiquitin-dependent protein catabolic process. Gene Ontology annotation, molecular function: ubiquitin protein ligase activity. The record is from RefSeq and is a predicted model, not a curated record. Gene Ontology annotation, cellular component: plasma membrane; cytoplasm. The transcript is spliced from 8 exons.
CGUUAUGCUCUGGGCUGCACACACACACACACACACACACACAGACGGAGAAGACGUAAUGGAGUAAUUCCGCUGCAAUGCUCGUCAUUUUUAUUACAUUUCACCAAUUCCGCAGUGUGGAAUUGCAAUGAAGGCCUCUAUGUGGGCUUCGUGUUGUGGUUUAUUAAACGAUCUGAUUGGUUCGGGGGCGGUCAGAAGCCAUCAGGCUGGGUUCGGGGGCGGAGCCGGGCCAUUCAGAUUUGCUCCUGGCGCUGGCUACUCUGCCUACCCUUCAACCAGUUCCACUCAAUCACCAUCUAGCCCUCCUCCCUCCAAUGGAGCAGUGUGCAAAGCAUGUGGUCUCGCCUUCUCCGUCUUCAGAAGAAAGCACGUGUGUUCAGACUGUGGGCGGAGCUUCUGCGCACUCUGUAGCGUGCUGCAGGAGAACCUGCGGCGUUGCUGCGUGUGCCACGCCCUGUGGGCGACGGCGUUUGAACGGGCACGCCUCAUGCGCCUGCGAGUACGUGAUCUGCGCCGCUACCUCACACUGCGUGACAUUAGCACAGAUACAUGCACUGAGAAGGAGGAACUCGUCGAGCUCGUGCUGCAACACAUGGGGGUGGAUCUUCAAGAGGAGGAGGAGGAGGAGGAGGAGGAGGAGGAGGAGGUGGAGGUGGAGGAGAUUGAGGAGGCAAACACUGAAGCCCAGCCCUCUGCUUUAGCCCUGCCCAUUGAUGCUGCACCCCCCACCUCCCAGCAGCCUGCACUGUCUGUCUCCGGCCCUCAGGAAGAAACACACAGAACUAACAACAGCUCAGGAACCAGCCAGGAUUGUGGAGACGUUGCCUCUGUGUCUCUCCUCCCCCUGGAGAACAACGAACAUUUACUAGAGUCCAGCCCAAUGACUCAGAGGAGGGCUCGAGCCUCUAUCUCUGAUCUCUCCAGCGAGGAUGACAUCGAGUUGUUAACUGUUCGGCAGCUGAAAGAAAUUCUGGCCAGGAACUUUGUGAGUUUUUCCGGCUGCUGUGAGAAGUGGGAGCUGGUGGAACGUGUGCAGCGUUUAUACAGAGAGCACCAACACAACAUCACCUCCUUGGAAAACAUGAGCAACAGCAUCACUGCAGUCGUGGCGUAUCCUCCUUCUAUAUGUGAUGGAGAAGUUGGAGGUGUGGCUCCUCUCAGCACCAUGGAUGAAAACGUUUGUCGGAUCUGCAUGGACGCUGUGAUCGACUGUGUCCUGCUUGAGUGCGGUCACAUGAUCACCUGUACCCGCUGUGGCAAGAAAAUGAACGAGUGUCCCAUCUGCAGGCAGUACGUGGUCCGAGCUGUACACGUCUUUAAAUCCUAAAUGCACAAACACACACACUCACACACACACACACACACACACAUCCGUGCACACUGAUAGCCUCCAUCUUCCUGACUGAAUCCGCUUCUGAAACCCGGUGAAGGUUAAACAUCCCAAAUUCCUCUGGUUCGGGUCUGAAUUUGAACACAGAGGCUCUGUUUAUGUUUGGAAUGCACCCUUGUUGAUUUCUCUUUAAUGACCCAGAGGUGUGUAUGAUCACACAGCACAGGGAAACAUAGAAGUGUGUUAAUGGGGUUUCUAACUAUCUAGUGUGCUAAGUACCUAGCGGUGUAUGUAGCUGUACAGAUGGAGACAAUCUAAUAUCUGAGACGUGAAAUGUCACGCUCCUUUUCACGCUUGUACACAGCUUUAUCCGCCAUAUGCAAAAGGCAACUGCAGUCAAAUUCAGCAGUGCCUUCCUGGCUAAAAGCAAUGGCACUGACAUGUAACACCCAGUUACUGGCCGUCUAACAUCCAUCUAACAAAGCUGUAAAGUAAUUAAAGUAAACUGGGGGACUCGGGGAAGAGGAGUGGACAAGGGCGCACUGAAAACUGUACUGAAUGCAGCCAUGUGUACUGUGUGUGUGUGUGUGUGUGUGUGUGAAGUGUGUGAAGGUCUAAGAUGAAAGAGUGAAGUGUGAUGGUCCUCCUUGCUGUAGCAGAACUGAAGCCAGCAGUGAUUAGAGGUGCCAAAUGUGCUCAUCAUUACUGAUCGAUUUAUUGUGUUUUGAAUACAGUGUUUAUCAUUAAAAAAAAACAGCGUAGUCCAUGUUAGCAUAUUAGCUAAAUACUAAAUCAAUUCAGUUCUAAAAUGCAACACAGACACUGACUGGAACUUCACCAACAAUAUUUAUCUUUAUCAUUUACAUAUUUGAAAUUCUUCCCAAAGGCCACUGAGGUUAAUAUUUAGGUUUUGUAGCUAAUGUUUAGCUUUGGCAGUUGACGCUUUUGUUUUGUUUGGUAGUCACCUUAUUUUGUUUCAUGUAUGUAUAAUUCUUAGUUAUUUUAUUAUACUAAAUAAUUCUUGUCAGAUUCAUGGACACUAAUUUGUGGUGAUGCCAGCUAACUAUCUGUUUCGCUAACAUCCUUCACUGGCAACCCUGUCGUUAAGCAGCUAGCUCUACCUUAUUUUGUGACACUGCUAGCUAGCUAGCUGUUUAUGAAUACCUAUUAAUACGACAACCUCGGUUGUAAUGCUCACCAGCCUGAUAGAUUUAAUAUUUUAAAGUAUUAAACAAAAUAUUUUUAGACUUGUUAAGCUAGCUAGCUAUUCAGAUGAUUAUUUAGCUGUUUAUGUUUAGCUACUUUUGGGACAACCCUGUCGUUAGCUAGUUAGCCUUUUCUGUUGGAUCCCAACUUGCUAUUUUAGCUUCUAUUCAUUUUAGGAUUAUUUCAUUUGUCACAUGCCCGCAGUUAUAGCUGUGUAUCUGCACAGACUUUUGAUAAAUUCAGAUUUUGGUAGCUACUACAGUUUAAAGGGAAGUUCUCUCUCUCUCUCUCUCUGUGUGUGUGUGUGUGUGUGUUAAAUGCCUCCUUAUUUUAUUUAAUACUAUUAUAAUUAUUGUUUAAUUUUAUUUAAUAGCUGCUAGUUAGCUGCUAUGUUUUGCUACUCCGUGGACAACCUCUUGGUAUAACAUUUAUGACAUUUUAUGUGGAUAAUUAGCUAUGUUUUGCUAACACACUUCACUGAAUUCAAUCCCUUAUCGUGUGACUCUGUUAGCCAGCUAUUUUCGUUAGCCGACAUGUUCCGAUAGUCCCUGUCUGGUUACAGAUCUAUGAUGUAAGGCUAGCUGGCCUUUUCUUGUUUGAUCCCUUUUUCUUAAUCUUUCACCAUGAAUUAGUGUUCUUUUCUCCUCACAGUAUUUGGUUUUUAUGUGAACAUUAUACAGAUACAUAGUUAUAGCAGACCUGUGUGUCUGCACAGAUGUUAUAAAGUUUAUAAAUUCACCAGGUGGUCAACUGCUUCUCCAAGUAGAAAUUAUUUGGUGUUAUGUGCAUAUAGGUUGCACCAAAACCAUGCCCUAUUUCACAAUCUCUAUUCUCUACUCAAUAUUCCCUGCUCAUUAUUCCCUACUCCCUAUUCAAUAUUCCCAUCUCCCUGGUCAUAAUUCCCUACUCAAUAUUCCUUGCUCACUGAUCCCUACUCAAUAUUCCUCAUUCCCUGCUCAUUAUUUCCUACUCAAUAUUUCUUGCUCACUUUUCCCUAUUCGCUAUUCCCUACUUACUACUCCCUACUGAAUAUUCCUUGCUCAAGAUUCCCUACUCAGUACUCCUCACUCAAUAUUCCUUGCUCACUUCCCUACUCAAUAUUCCUUGCUCACUAUUCCCUACUCACUAUUCAAUAUUCCUUGCUCACUAUUCCAUACUCAAUAUUCCCUAUUCCUUGCUCACUAAUCCAUACUCAAUAUUCCCUAUUCCUUGCUCACUAUUCCAUUCUCAAUAUUCCCUAUUCCUUGCUCACUAAUCCAUACUCAAUAUUCCCUAUUCCUUGCUCACUAUUCCAUACUCAAUAUUCCCUAUUCCUUGCUCACUAUUCCAUACUCAAUAUUCCCUAUUCCCUGCUCACUAAUCCAUACUCAAUAUUCCCUAUUCCUUGCUCACUAAUCCAUACUCAAUAUUCCCUAUUCCUUGCUCACUAUUCCAUACUCAAUAUUCCCUAUUCCUUGCUCACUAUUCCAUACUCAAUAUUCCCUAUUCCUUGCUCACUAAUCCAUACUCAAUAUUCCCUAUUCCUUGCUCACUAAUCCAUACUCAAUAUUCCCUAUUCCUUGCUCACUAUUCCAUACUCAAUAUUCCCUAUUCCUUCCUCACUAUUUCAUACUCAAUACUCUUUGCUCACCAGUCCCUACUCCCUACACGUGGCAAAGUGCAUUAUAGGUAUUCUGAACCAGGGAUUUGACUGAUGAUCAAUGUUGUUUUGUUUCUGUGUAGACAGUUGAAAAGAUUUUACACAAUAUUUAAUUUAACCCAUUUAGACAAAGCCAGGAGAUAGAAAUCCAGACGGCAAGUAAUUUAGUUAUAUAAUUUACUCAACACUUUUAUGUGAGUUUUGAAUAAAUAUAAUUUACAAGCUGCAUGGUGUGUUAUUUUUCUGCAUUUCUAAUAACGUACAAUUCUGCCACGAAUAUUUUCUCUUUUCAUACGAAGGUUUUUAUUUCAGUCUGUAAAAACUGUAACACUGUAUUAUAUGCAUAGAAUGUACACACACGUACACACCGUUGCCUGUACAAUAGAUGAUUUUUGGAUAAACCUAUGAAAAUAGGAUUACAGUCUGAAUUAUUUGUGAGGACUUGAAUCAUGCUCAUGUCUCUUAUCGUGUGUGGGUUCAAUGUGCAAUUUCUAAAAGGUGUCACUUGUAGGAGGCGAGCAGAUGACACACACUAUAGAUAUAUGUAAGAAAAUGAAACACUUUUGAGGGUUGUUAUAUUUUGAAACUUU